Messenger RNA from Chrysochloris asiatica (Cape golden mole), 1074 nucleotides. Its product is annotated as cytochrome c1, heme protein, mitochondrial-like. The transcript is spliced from 7 exons. Gene Ontology annotation, molecular function: electron transfer activity; heme binding. Lineage: Eukaryota; Metazoa; Chordata; Mammalia; Afrosoricida; Chrysochloridae. The coding region runs from base 50 to 1027 and encodes 325 amino acids. The record is from RefSeq and is a predicted model, not a curated record. Gene Ontology annotation, biological process: mitochondrial electron transport, ubiquinol to cytochrome c.
GCCUCCGCAGGGGCUGACGGGAGCCGCGGCCGCGCUGAGGAGGGCCAAAAUGGCGGCAGCUGCGGCUUCGGUGCUCGGCGCGGUGCUGGGUCCGCGGGGCGCGGGGCUCCCGGGUGCACGAGCCCGAGGGCUGCUGCGCGGCGCACGGCCGGGGCAGCUCCCCAUACGGACGCCUCAGGCAGUGUCCUUGUCAUCGAAGCCCGGUCUGUCCCGGGGCCGGAAGGUGAUGCUGUCAGCGCUGGGCAUGCUAGCUGCUGGGGGUGCGGGGCUGGCCAUGGCUCUGCACACCGCCGUCGGUGCCAGUGACCUGGAGCUGCACCCCCCCAGCUACCCGUGGUCUCACCGUGGGCUCCUCUCGUCCCUGGACCACACCAGCAUCCGGAGGGGUUUCCAGGUGUACAAGCAGGUGUGCUCUUCCUGUCACAGCAUGGACUACCUGGCUUACCGCCACCUGGUGGGCGUGUGCUACACGGAGGAAGAAGCCAAGGCCUUGGCAGAGGAGGUGGAGAUACAGGACGGCCCCAAUGAGGAUGGGGAGAUGUUCACACGUCCAGGCAAGCUGUCUGACUACUUUCCUAAACCAUACCCCAACCCUGAGGCAGCCCGUGUGGCCAACAACGGGGCUGUGCCCCCUGACCUCAGUUACAUCGUGCGAGCUAGGCAUGGUGGCGAAGACUAUGUCUUCUCCCUGCUCACGGGCUACUGUGAGCCACCCACCGGAGUGUCACUGCGAGAAGGUCUCUACUUCAACCCCUACUUCCCUGGGCAGGCCAUUGGCAUGGCUCCCCCCAUUUACAACGAAGUGCUGGAGUUUGAUGAUGGCACCCCAGCCACCAUGUCCCAAGUGGCCAAAGACGUGUGUACCUUCCUACGCUGGGCAUCUGAGCCAGAACAUGACCAUCGCAAGCGCAUGGGGCUGAAGAUGUUGAUGAUGAUGGGUUUGCUGCUGCCCCUGGUGUAUGCCAUGAAGCGGCAUAAGUGGUCAGUCUUGAAGAGCCGGAAGAUGGCAUAUCGGCCACCCAAGUGAUCCUGCCUGACACCUGCUGCUGUCCCGCCUGAGCCCAAGCCAGGAGC